CUAAUAAUUCUCUCUCACAAUAUCAUCUGAUAUCUCAUCAUCGCCACCAACAGUAGAGGCUCAUAAAGUCGCUGUCUUCCCCUUUUUCACACGCUCCCUCACAAGUCCUCCUUCAUUCCAUGUCUCCGAGUCCGAGUCGCUCUUCCAAUUGAUAUAAAUCGGCGACCCAUUUCGGAUCCGACCCGGCAAUCAGACCGAACCCGCGAGUCGAAUUUGGAGCGGAGAGGGAGGAGGCAUGGCCUACAGAGCAGAUGACGACUACGACUACCUGUUCAAGGUGGUGCUCAUAGGCGACUCUGGUGUUGGAAAAUCCAACCUUUUGUCCAGGUUCACGCGCAACGAGUUCAGCCUCGAGUCUAAGUCUACCAUCGGCGUCGAGUUCGCCACUCGGAGCAUCCACGUUGAUGAGAAGAUCGUCAAGGCCCAGAUUUGGGACACCGCCGGCCAAGAAAGGUACCGUGCAAUUACAAGUGCAUACUACAGAGGAGCUGUUGGUGCUUUGCUUGUCUAUGACGUCACCCGGCAUGUUACAUUUGAGAAUGUUGAAAGAUGGUUAAAGGAGCUACGGGAUCAUACAGACUCCAAUAUCGUGAUAAUGCUCGUGGGUAACAAGGCUGACCUGCGUCACUUGCGUGCUGUUUCUGUUGAGGAUGCUAAGGCCUUUGCUGAGAGAGAGAACACCUUCUUUAUGGAGACAUCAGCACUCGAGUCUAUGAACGUUGAAAAUGCAUUCACUGAGGUCCUAACACAAAUAUACCAUGUAGUUAGCCGGAAAGCACUUGAGGUUGGGGAUGAUCCUGCAGCACUACCUAAGGGACAAACCAUAAAUGUUGGAAACAAGGAUGAUGUUUCAGCUGUUAAGAAAGCUGGUUGCUGUUCUGCCUAAUCACCAGGGCGACAGGUCAAAGCUCAAAUAUGUCGUCUUCUCAUUUUGCUAGUAUCGGGAUUUCUACCUGGCUACUCAUGGAAUUUCUCAUGAACUUUUUACUGUAUGGUCAUGUCUUCCAGUGCUUGAGUUUUUCUGGGGUUGGCUUAUAGUUUUGGAUUCAAAAGAAAUCUCACAGCUUCCAUCUUAUGUCAAUUUCUUGAUUAUUUACCCCUGCUCUUCCCCCGUAAAAUUUCUUUGUUUCUUUAUCUUUUGUUGUACUUGGUUGCUCUAGUUUAGGAAGAAUUUUCUGGAUAAUUUUGUUUUUGUAUCUGAUUGAUGAUUAGUUAAAUCUUAAAUGUAUGAUGAAUUAGCUCCC
Prunus mume (Japanese apricot) is the source of this 1244-nucleotide messenger RNA. It is a transcript of the gene RABA1G, whose product is annotated as RAB GTPase homolog A1G. NCBI's taxonomy places the organism in Eukaryota, Viridiplantae, Streptophyta, Magnoliopsida, Rosales, Rosaceae. Gene Ontology annotation, molecular function: GTPase activity; GTP binding. The record is from RefSeq and is a predicted model, not a curated record.